This is a messenger RNA of Alosa sapidissima (American shad), 1976 nucleotides long. It is a transcript of the gene gpr68, whose product is annotated as ovarian cancer G-protein coupled receptor 1. Gene Ontology annotation, cellular component: membrane. Gene Ontology annotation, molecular function: G protein-coupled receptor activity. Bases 455 to 1540 code for a protein of 361 amino acids. The record is from RefSeq and is a predicted model, not a curated record. Gene Ontology annotation, biological process: G protein-coupled receptor signaling pathway; cellular response to pH. The transcript has 3 exons. Lineage: Eukaryota; Metazoa; Chordata; Actinopteri; Clupeiformes; Clupeidae.
CUGAGGUCAUCAAUACGCAACUUUGAAAGGCAAAAAGGCGGAUCUAUUGAAGUAUGAGCUUUCUCUCCUCUAUCAGUUCGCCCGAUUUGAUUGUACGAAUGAUCUGUUGCCGUGCUGCGCAAGGACUUGGACUCUAAUUUAAUAGUAGCCAGCGUGUGAUACUCGUCAAUGCGCUGAAGUUCUGGUAAUUUGCAGGCAGCAGUGGAACGAUUGCGCUGUUUUUAAAAUCACCGUUGAUUUAGAAACUGGACAACAACAACGCUAUUCGACUCCUGUUCAUCUGUUGUGGUAUCGCCUUGACCCCGACGACGUGGUAAUCGAUUUGAAUGUCACUUCUAUUCAAUUCCAUUGUUGUAGACCACCAUGGGAUGGCUGUUGUGACCCAUCCUCUGACAAAUCACUCCAUUCCCAGCACCCUGGUUUCUAUGUGGGUGCACAUGGCCAUGAAGUUGCCAUGUCCACCAACGACUCAGAUGUCAUCAACUGCACCAUCACACACGAGAUCCACCAGAACCUCUUCGCCGGCGCCUACAUCAUCAUCCUGCUGGUGGGCCUCCCUGCCAACGGCUACUCCCUCUACCAUGCCUGGCUGCAGCUGCGGGUGCGGAACGAGCUGGGCGUCUACCUGCUGAACCUGACCAUCUCCGACCUGCUCUAUCUGGCCUCGCUGCCCAUGUGGCUGCAGUACAUCUUCUCCGGGGACGACUGGCAGCACAAAGAGUGGCUGUGCCAGCUGUGCGGCGUCCUGCUCUACGAGAACAUCUACAUCUCCAUCGGCUUCCUCUGCUGCAUCUCCAUCGACCGCUACCUGGCCGUGGUCUACCCCUUCCGCUUCUCCUCGUUCCGCUCCAUGCGGGCGGCCACGCUGGUCAGCGCCUUCAUCUGGCUCAAGGAACUGGCGGUGGGCACCAUCUUUUUCACCCACAGAGCCACAAGUGUGGACAUCACCAACCAGCGAGUGUGCUUUGAGCACUACCCGAUGAAGUCCUGGGAGUACCCGGUGAACUAUUACCGCUUCUACGUGGGCUUCCUCUUCCCUCUGGUCAUCUUGUCCGUGUCGUACUUCCGUGUCCUGCGCGCGGUGGGCAAGAGCGCCGGCACGCAGACGGCGCAGAAGACGCGCAUCAAGCACCUGGUGACCAGCACCAUCCUCAUCUUCCUGGUGUGCUUCUCGCCGUACCACGUGUUCCUGCUGGUGCGGACCAUGCUGGAGAGGAGCUGCGACUUCAUCGAGAAGAUCUUCAACUACUACCACUUCUCGCUGCUGCUCACCAGCUUCAACUGCGUGGCCGACCCGGCGCUCUACUGCUUCGUGAGCGAGAGCGCCCAGCGGGGCAUCCAGGACGCGCAGCGGGCGUGCGCCAGGGCCGUGUGCUGCUGCUGCCACCGCCGGCGCUCCCAGAACAAGGGGAUGGCCAUCACUGGGCGACUGGCGGUCACCGCGACAAAGUCUAGCGAGGUCGCUACUGCCAAUGAAGGCAGAACUGCCACGGCCAUGGUCACUUUGUUACAGACAAUGAAAACCAGUGAGGAUGUAUGAGAAGUCACACUUGUUUAGCUUAUCCCCAAUGGGCUGGCCCAGAAAAAAAAAAUGUCUUAUGUUACCAUGUUGUUUAUUUGUUGAUUGUUAUAUAUUUGUAAACAUAUCAAAACAGUGUUGGUCAUGUUAAAGCUAUGUUAAAGCCAGUAUGUAAAAACAAUCUGUUUGGAGCUUGACUUAAUGUGUGUGUGUUUUUGUACUCUCAGGCAUCUUAAGGGCAUAGCACUGUCCAGUUGGUCCAACUUGGUCCAAUGUGACCUCAUGGUGUCAGACUUUGGAGUUCCUUGAUGAAAAGACAAUCUGGAAACAGAAACAGAUUUUGGUAAUUAGCCUGGAAAUCCAGACCCAAAUCUGAAAGAUUAAGGGUCUGGCUACGAGUAAUGAAAAUGGCCCAAGCAUGCAUUUGAAAAUAUCACUGCACACAAUUGGAUAACAC